Messenger RNA from Numida meleagris (helmeted guineafowl), 819 nucleotides. RefSeq lists its product as uncharacterized. The record is from RefSeq and is a predicted model, not a curated record. Bases 1 to 636 code for a protein of 211 amino acids. The transcript has 3 exons. Lineage: Eukaryota; Metazoa; Chordata; Aves; Galliformes; Numididae.
AUGGCCGAGCUGUGCCGCUCCGCCCCCAAGCAGCGAGGCGGGGAGAGGCGGGAGACAGAGCACCGGCGAUCAGGGGAUCCGGGCGAUACCCCCAGGGGGGCCCUCUGCUCCCAGCCCGCCGAUCACACGGCGCGGGCAACUGCCGCCCCACUUCCCGCAGCUCCGCCCCGCGGCCCGGCCGCGGCGGUGAGAGGGGCGGGGCGGCGCGGGGCGGCGGUGAGAGCCGAGCAGAAAAGCGAAGCAGGGCCAAGCCGCCAUCCCGCGCGAGUUGUCUCUGCGCAGCCGCCGCUCUCGCUGCGGUCGGCUGUUCUGAGGGGCACCUGUUUCGGCAUGCUUUCUUUGCCCUCGCAGCCGUGGAAGUGCCCGCUGGCUUUCCCGUCUGAGAGGGCUGGCAGAGGUCUUUUGCUUUGCCCUCGGCAGUGUCAGCUCAGGCUCGUGGGGCUGGAGGCCAAAGCAGGGGGAAGCUGGGCUGCGGCCCGCUCCGUUACAAUUUUAAGGGAUUCAGCAUGUGAACACUGGAGUCUAGUCUUUGGAAGACUUCAGAAGAGCACUGUCCUGCUCCAGACUAUGCCUAUGGCCUUUGGCAGCUGCUUUGCUGAUCCCACCCUGCUCCAAACCCUGGUAACGAGAACCUGACUGGACAUCUGUCAUCAAUCAUUAUGGAAACGUGAUGCUUGCUGCAUUCAAGUAGCGUUUGAUAUAUAUCAAUUGCAGGCAGGCAGGUUGUAUUUUCGGUAGUAGAAGACUUUGUCCUCAAAUAAAAGAAGGGAAUUGGUAUUUAUUUUCUUAGUCUUCUAGUAUUUUUGUGUACUUUUUGGA